Prorocentrum cordatum is the source of this 3939-nucleotide messenger RNA. Lineage: Eukaryota; Dinophyceae; Prorocentrales; Prorocentraceae. The record is from the annotation of a GenBank genome assembly.
AUGGCCGCUCCUGUCUCUCGCCAGAUCCUGGUGUGUUUCAACCACUUGCUGCCCGACAUCGCGGCGCGCGGCGUGCCGCUGGAGAGGCUCGGCUUCGAGCCUGGCGACUGGGGCAGCGGAGUCGCCUCGGCUGUCGCCGUGGCGCGGACAGUGGCCGCGCUAUCCAGCCAGCCCCGUCGCUCGAGCUUGGCGGUCGCCCCGAGCGACGAGAACGCUGCUGGCAUCGCGUCGGCGCUGAGCUCCAUCUGGGUGGCGAUGCAGGAGCAGAUGCACGGGCACCGCGCGCAGCUCAAGACAGCGCUCCGCGACGAGGCAUCAAAAGUGCGGGCGCUGAGCCAGGUGAUGGAGCGAACUCUUCGCGGAGGCGUACCCGUGCAGCUGGGCUUCUCCGACUUGGAGGAGUGGUUGGCAUCGAGUGACCCUUUCCGGUCGCGCUUUGCCAGAGGCGUGCGAGGCCUCGGCGACAUGCUCGGCGACCGCUGCACGUGCGGCGCGGUUUCUUUCCGCAGUCGCCAGCCUCGCUUCGGCGACCUCAAGAACUCCGCCGCCCAGAAGUUCCUCAGCGGGGGCAUCGCCUGCGCCGGGCAGGGGGUUCUGAUCCGAGUCAACGGCGCGCUCGAUGACGACAACUCCAGCGACCUCGUGUACCUGGUGGCCCCUGUGGACGCGCCCUUGAACGUCCGCGAUCGCAUGGCGCUGGUGGUCGAGGAGGGCGCCCUCGAGGCCGCGGCGGAUGAGAUUCUGGACAUCGCAGGCGGCAAGAAGGGGCCGUUGUUCGUGCGCGCAGCGCACUUCGGCGAAUUCCACAUGCGCGCGUCCGUGGUGGGCGAGGAUCGACAAACCCUUCGCAUCCAGCGAGGCUCGUUCGCAUCUGGCCGGGUGCUCGUCUGCGUGGGUGAUGAUGUCGGGGCAGAGUCCAAUGCCAUCGGAGUCCUUCUCAGGAGCCUGGGCGAGGUGCUGUCGCUGGCCUGCCGCGCGCUGCUCCCCGCCCACUGCUGCGCGGCCGAACUCGAGCCCGACGGCGCCAACCAUCUGUCGGGGCUGACGACGGGCGCCGCGGCAGCAGUCGCGCAGAAACUGGGCGAGAACUUGACGCCCGACCAGAUGUCCCUCGUAGAGUGCAUGGCAGCCUCCAAGAGAGGCGCUUUCUUUUGCGAGGCGUACCCGGGCACUGGCAAGUCGCUCACCGCCGUGGCGGCGCUCCUCAGCGCCCGCGACGUUUUCGACGAGAAGGUGAAGGGCGUUGUGCUACUGCAGCAGCGGACGCAGCGAGACGAGAUGCUGAGUUUGAUCCGCAGCGCGCUCGACGACCCAUUCGAGGCCGCGGCGAUCGGCCGCCCGGCCGGCGAUGAUUUGUCCGCGGACGAGGGCUAUCUCGACCCGGCGUUGCUCCGCGCGCUGGACGACCGCACCGAGAGCAUCAAGGGCCGCAUCGACGACCUGCGGGCACAUUUGCAGACGUCGCAGGAGCACUUCGAUCUUGCCGCCCCCGAUGGCAAGGAAUGGGAACUCCAGAGCGAAGAGAUGCUGGCCUUGACGUUUCAGUACCGCAACCUCGUGGAGGAGGCCAGGGGCGCGCCCUUCGGAGGAGUCAGCAUAUUCGUCAUGACGGUCGACUGCUUCCUGCAGAUCUGCUGCGGCAGAAAUUGGUUGUCCCCAGUCUUCCGGAAGUUCGAAUUCAGGCUGGGUGUCGUGGACGAGGCUCGCCAGAUGGAUUUCGCCCACUUGCUGCCCGUCGCGCGUCGGCUUGGCACUGCCUUGGCAAUGUUCGACAGAGCCCAGGACAUCGUACACUCGAGGGCCACAGAGUUUCUGCGGGGGCAUUCGCCUCUGAGCUUCGGGCAAUAUUACGCCUGGAAUCAGGCGUGCCAUGGGCCUUGCCCGCUGCGCCUCUGGGACUACGUCCCACUUUCCCACGUCUUUACUCUGUCAGUCACUUGGAGGUUCGGGCCCCUGCAGUGCAAGUUCAUGCGGGACACCUCCAGGGAGCGCGGUCGCAAGGAGCACCCGCUCGUGUGCGCGCUGGACCACGACGAUCGCGAGCGGUACGCGAACCUUGCAGAUGUACCUCGGACUGCCGUGAGAUUCGUGCGCUACUCGGGCGCGCGCUGGUUUCCGGCUGUGACCCGCGGCGUCCUCGCUGCGGACGCCGAGGCCAUCGGCUUGGGCGCGCGCCGGAGAGCGCCCGACCGCGGCGGCGGCGCGGAGGAGGCUCCGCGGGCGGCUGCCUGCAAGCCUGUAUUCGAGCAGAUGCUGUUCGAGGGCUUGCUGCUCCUGCGCGCGAUGGCACUGGGCCGCGUUCUCGCGCCGGGCGGCACUCGCUCGGCAACUAUUGCACGUGGCACGAAGGCGAUUCUGACCAUGGUGUGGGCCAACGACGUCAGGGUGAACUUCGACGUCGUCGUGCGGGGCGCCCUCGAGAACGCGGCGCUCAUGGAGUCGUUCGGCAUGCCCGCGGAGGCCUGCGACGCUCCUCACCUGUGGAGAGUUCUGACGCCAGAAGCCGCAUCUGGAGCUGAUGCGCCGCUUCAGCAAACCACAGUGUUCCCCCGGAACUUGGGCGCGUUCGACGUUCAGGGCAACGCGCGGGACGCGAUGCGCAGGAACGUGGGCUUCGCUCGAGGCAUCCUGUUCGCGUCCUCCCACGAGUGCGUCGAGUGCUUGGAGGAGGGCCGCGCGGCGCCGCACUGGAAGGCGCACUUCGAUGCGAGCCAGCGCGAUCGCGCGCUCGUGGUCUGGGAGUCCCCAUGCAAGUCGGGCGGCCCGACGCGGCCAGUAGACCCGCAGUGGAUCGACAGGAAGUGCGAGCUGGAGUGCGCCAACCGUUUGUUCGACGCCGUCAGGGCCUUCCUCUGGCCGUUGCCGAAGGUCGUGGCCGACGUGCGGAUGGCGGAUCCGUGGCCUGCGAGUUGCGCGCGCCCCCCCUCGCUGACGCUCGUGCAGGCGAUCCAGCUCGGGUGCGCGAACCUCUUCGACGGCGGCGGGGCCCUCUCCGAUGUCGCGCAGUCGCCGACGCCGAACCCGGUCGACGGCGCGAGCUGGGUCAGCGAUUCAGACAUGCAUGGGCUGGCGCCCGACCGCGAAGCUCUCCAGAUGUCUCUGCCGCAAUUGCUGAGGCCGAUCGGAGUGCGCGUGAACAGCGGCCUGGCCACCGUCACCGCGCACUUCUUGGACGCAUCGCCCCGCCCCGAUGCGUCCUGUCCAACUCCGGAGGUAGCGGCGCGCGUCGCCGCGGCUGGUCGCGUGGCAGCGCUGCAGCCCAUCCGGCUGUUCCCUGAGACAUUUUCUGAGGGGCGCCCCAUCUACGCCGGGCUCCUCCCGUGCAAGCGCCUCCGCCUCGGGGGCGAUGCAGAGGAGCAGGGCCGGGAGGCGCGGACAGCGCUCGCAGUGGCGCUUGCGAAGGGUAGCGCCGAGACUCGGGACGUCGUCCCGUGCCAGCGCGUCGGCAACCCGGACGCCCUGCAGCCGCCGAACACAUGGCCGACGUUGUUCAAGAAGAUGCCGCUGCACGUCGCGCAUUGCGCCCUCGCGACGAUGCACUUCUUGGCGGGGACCUUCCUCGACGAUGCCGCGGUCCACGUGCGACCUCGCUCCCUUUCAGAGGAUGAUAAGGCUGCGGCUGCCGAGGUGCGAGACGACGUGGUCUACUGCGUGAACUCGAUGGUCACUCUGCUCCGGCGGCGCCCGGGCCUGACUCGGGGCGCGGUUCUGCCGCCGGCCUCGCCUUCCGCGGCGGCGACGGCGGCGCGCGCCGACCUCGGCGACUCGUUUCAGUGUGUCCUUUGCGACGGCACUUGCAAGUUGCUCGAGUAUCGCGCUGUCACGGGGGACAUGGUCACCCUGCCGUGUCCGCUCUGCGAAGUGUGCUCUGUGUGCGGCGGCACUGAGACCUGGGAUAAGUUCGACUCCCAGCUCCCUUGCCCGCUCUGCGUGGACUGA